GUCGACAAGAUGACAUAUUUCUCGGGAAAUCCUUUCGUUGAGAAAACAUCUGGUAUUCUGCAUUUUUACAAGCAUAGUUCAGAAGAGAAAAUGCUCAAUGUUGUGUAUGAUGGCCGUGCCAUCGCUGAUAACCUGUCACGAGCUGCUGAAAUUCGUGGCACCGAAUCUGCCGACAAUCAGUGCGAUGAAGAUCAUUCGAGAUAUGACACCGAAUCAGUAUAUGGUCAUCAUUAA
This is a messenger RNA of Anisakis simplex (herring worm), 234 nucleotides long. The record is from the annotation of a GenBank genome assembly. Lineage: Eukaryota; Metazoa; Nematoda; Chromadorea; Rhabditida; Anisakidae.